AUGACUUCUGUUGUUGAGCACUCUCCACCGGCUCACAGCCCGCCUGGCCCAGAUGCCAAACGGCCUAGGGGCAUCCUCAAAAACCCUUCCUUUGGCGAUCCGCCGUCUCCUGAACGCCCGCGAGACCGGUCUCUGUCCGCCAAAGAGGUCACCCUCGCAAACACCCAGAUCAACGCCGGCCCUCGACGAUCGUCCUCUGGAGCAGGCUCGCGCCGCCACUCCUCGCACAGCAUCGGCGACCCGUCUGAGCCGGCCCAGCGUCUCAAGUGGGACGAGGCCAACCUCUACUUGACCGAGCAGGAGCGCUCGUCGACGAUGAAGAUCACGGAGCCAAAGACGCCCUACGCCAAGCACUACGACCCCACAGAGGACCCGACCGACGACGAAGGCGGGGAUGAGGACGGCCUUGCUGUUGCUGGCCGCAAGACUCAGCGUGCCGGUGCUGAAGACGACAUUCCGGGCCUUUCGCUGGGCGAGCCGGAGGAGGAGAUCCCGGAGAGGCCAGCACAGAUAUCGCGCAGCUCCAGCGAGAAGACGGUCCACGUGGAGCAGGAGGACGUCACCCCCUCUGCCGAAGAGGAGGUCCUGGGACUCACGCCCGAGGAGAGGGAGAAGCACCGCAAGUGGCAUGGAUACGAGGAACGCGCAUAA
Messenger RNA from Trichoderma gamsii, 651 nucleotides. RefSeq lists its product as hypothetical. The transcript has 3 exons. The coding region runs from base 1 to 651 and encodes 216 amino acids. Gene Ontology annotation, molecular function: protein phosphatase inhibitor activity. NCBI's taxonomy places the organism in Eukaryota, Fungi, Ascomycota, Sordariomycetes, Hypocreales, Hypocreaceae. Gene Ontology annotation, biological process: regulation of signal transduction. The record is from RefSeq and is a predicted model, not a curated record.